This is a messenger RNA of Plasmodium fragile, 1131 nucleotides long. RefSeq names its product actin-1. Lineage: Eukaryota; Apicomplexa; Aconoidasida; Haemosporida; Plasmodiidae. The coding region runs from base 1 to 1131 and encodes 376 amino acids. The transcript has a single exon. The record is from RefSeq and is a predicted model, not a curated record.
AUGGGUGACGAGGAAGUUCAAGCUUUAGUUGUUGACAACGGUUCAGGUAAUGUAAAGGCUGGGGUUGCAGGAGAUGACGCACCCCGUUCAGUUUUCCCAAGUAUAGUUGGUAGGCCAAAGAAUCCAGGAAUUAUGGUAGGCAUGGAAGAGAAGGAUGCAUUUGUUGGUGAUGAAGCACAAACGAAAAGAGGUAUUUUGACUUUAAAAUAUCCUAUAGAACAUGGGAUAGUGACCAACUGGGAUGAUAUGGAAAAGAUAUGGCACCACACUUUUUAUAAUGAACUGAGAGCUGCACCAGAAGAACACCCAGUGUUAUUAACAGAGGCCCCCUUAAACCCAAAGGGAAAUCGUGAAAGGAUGACCCAAAUUAUGUUCGAGUCAUUUAACGUACCAGCAAUGUAUGUAGCCAUCCAAGCAGUGUUAUCUUUGUAUUCCUCUGGUAGAACAACAGGUAUCGUCUUAGAUAGUGGUGAUGGAGUUUCCCACACGGUCCCCAUUUAUGAAGGAUAUGCAUUGCCACAUGCCAUUAUGAGAUUGGAUUUAGCAGGACGAGAUUUAACUGAAUACUUAAUGAAGAUUCUUCACGAGAGAGGAUAUGGAUUUUCAACAUCCGCUGAAAAGGAAAUUGUGAGAGACAUCAAAGAGAAGUUAUGUUACAUUGCCUUAAAUUUCGAUGAAGAAAUGAAGACCUCCGAGCAGAGUAGUGACAUAGAAAAGUCAUAUGAAUUACCUGAUGGAAAUAUUAUCACUGUUGGAAAUGAAAGGUUCAGAUGUCCAGAGGCCCUUUUCCAGCCAUCCUUCCUGGGAAAAGAAGCAGCAGGAAUUCACACCACCACUUUUAACUCGAUUAAAAAAUGCGAUGUUGAUAUUCGUAAAGAUUUGUAUGGAAAUAUUGUGUUGUCUGGUGGUACAACCAUGUAUGAGGGCAUUGGGGAGAGGCUUACCAGGGACAUCACCACCUUGGCUCCAUCCACAAUGAAGAUUAAAGUGGUGGCCCCCCCUGAGAGGAAAUACUCCGUGUGGAUCGGAGGAUCCAUCCUGUCGUCGUUGUCCACCUUCCAGCAGAUGUGGAUCACCAAGGAGGAGUACGACGAGUCGGGCCCCAGCAUCGUCCACAGAAAAUGUUUCUGA